This is a messenger RNA of Ictalurus punctatus (channel catfish), 4480 nucleotides long. RefSeq lists its product as uncharacterized. Lineage: Eukaryota; Metazoa; Chordata; Actinopteri; Siluriformes; Ictaluridae. The record is from RefSeq and is a predicted model, not a curated record. Bases 80 to 4273 code for a protein of 1397 amino acids. Gene Ontology annotation, biological process: microtubule severing. The transcript is spliced from 21 exons. Gene Ontology annotation, molecular function: microtubule binding; microtubule severing ATPase activity; ATP hydrolysis activity.
UACCUGCCUACACCUGCUUCCCUCCCCCACCCUUUCUCUCUCUCUCUCUCUGUUUGUCUCAUUGUGUGAGUGUAGGAAAAUGGCCGAGGCUGGUUUUUCAAAAGAUCAAGAUCGGUUCCUCUGUCCAUGGUGUCUAGAUCAACUGAAAGAUCCAGUAGCUAUUCCCUGUGGACACAAUUUCUGUAAGGUGUGUAUUAAUGACUUCUGGGAUCAGGAGGAUCUGAAGGGCAUCUACAGCUGCCCCAGGUGUAGAGAGACUUUCACUUCAAGGCCUGUUCUACGCAGGAACAACAUGCUGGCUGAAAUGGUGGAGAAACAAAAUAAGACUGAACUCCAAGCUGCUUCUCCUGCUCACUGUUACGCUGGACCUGGAGAUGUGGAGUGUGAUUCCUGCAUUGGGAGAAAACGUAAAGCUAUUAAUUCCUGUCUGGUGUGUCAGGCCUCCUAUUGUGAAGAUCAUAUUAAACCUCACUAUCAGGCACCUGCCUUUAAGAAGCACAAGUUAGUUGAAGUCUGUGCAGAGCUCCAGGAGAAGAUCUGCUCUCAGCACGACAAACCGAUCGAGAUCUUCUGUCGUACUGACCAAAGCUUCAUUUGUUACUUGUGUACAGUGGAUGAGCACAAAGACCAUGAUACUGUUGCAGCUAAAGCAGAAAGAACUGAAAAACAGUAUGAGUUAAAGGAGGAGCAGAUGACAUCCCAGCAGAGGAUCCAGGAGAAACAAAAGAAGGUGCAGGAACUGAAACAGACUGUGGACACUAUUAAGACGCGUUCACAGGCAGCAGUAGAUGAGAGUGAGAAGAUCUUUACUGAGCUGAUCAGCUCCAUGGAGAAAAAGCGCUCGGAGGUGAAGGAGUUGAUCAGAGCUCAGGAGAAAGCUGAACUGAGUCGAGCUGAACGACUCCUGAAGCAACUGGAGCAGGAGAUUGCUGAUCUUAAGAAGAGAGUCACUGAGCUGGAGCAGCUUUCACACACACUCGAUCACAUCCACUUCCUCCAGAGAUUCCCGUCUCUCUGUGUUUCUCUUGGAUCUGAGGACUCAUCCAGCUUCACUGUCAAUCAACAUCUCACAUUUGAUGGAGUGAGGAAAUCUCUCUCAGAUCUGAAAAAACAAGUCAAGGAAAUCUGUGUGCAGAAAUUCAAUACAAUCCAUCCACAAGCUGCAGCAGUUCAGACGAUUUCACCCUCAGAACCAAAGAGCAGAGAAGAUUUUCUGCAAUAUUUCUAUUAUCUGACUCUGGAUCCAAACACAGCAUAUUGUAAAUUCAUUCUGGCUGAGAAGAACAGAGCACUGACGUGCAGUGGGACUGAUCAACGAUACCCUGAUCAUCCAGAGAGAUUUGACUACUGGGAUCAGGUGUUGUGUAAGGAGAGUGUAUGUGGACGCUGUUACUGGGAGGUGGAGUGGAGCGGUUUUGGUGUGUACAUAUCAGUCUCAUAUAAAGAGAUCAGCAGGAAAGGGCGGGGUAAAGGGUGUAUGUUUGGACGCAAUGGUCAGUCCUGGAGUCUGCACUGUUCUUCUUCCUCUGUCUCUUUCUGGCACAACAACAUUGAGACUGUGCUCCGCGAUUCAGUAUCCUCCAGAAUAGGAGUGUAUGUGGAUCACAGUGCAGGAACUCUGUCCUUCUACAGCAUCUCUGACACGAUGAGGCUCCUCCACAGAGUCCACACCACAUUCACUAAGCCUCUAUACGCUGGUUUCAGUGUAUUCUAUAAUUCAAUUGUAAAGUUUUGUAUUAAACAGGAGCUGGUGGAGGAAUAUGAACAGGUAAAAAGCAUUAUAAAAACUCUGGAGAGUUUCAAGAUGGAUAAGCCUGUCGAUCUUCCCAGUUCUCGACCGGAGGACUACAUGAGGGACCCUGCUGUGUGGCCACCUCCCACCCCUGCAGAACACAGACCACCUGCUCAGGUGAAGAGGCCAAACACUGGUGUGAAGGCCCAGCGUAAGGACUGUCCUGGCAUCCAGCACCGUGGCGCUGCAGGAAAGGGACAGCCAAAUUCUAGAUCAGACAGACCUUCUGGCCGUGACCUGCGCAAUCCUAAAGUUAAAGAAGAGAAGGGUAAGAAUGCCCAGGAGGGGGCAACAGAAGGAGAGUUAAAGAAAUUUGAUGAUACUGGUUACGACAGUGACUUGGUUAACGCUUUGGAGAGAGACAUCGUGUCAAGAAAUCCUAAUAUCCACUGGAACGAUAUAGCAGACCUGGAGGAUGCCAAGAAACUUCUGCGGGAAGCUGUAGUUUUGCCAAUGUGGAUGCCAGAUUUCUUCAAAGGCAUCCGGCGCCCAUGGAAGGGUGUGUUGAUGGUUGGACCUCCAGGUACAGGCAAGACCAUGCUGGCUAAAGCUGUAGCUACCGAGUGUGGUACCACUUUCUUCAACAUAUCAUCCUCCACACUUACCUCCAAGUACCGGGGAGAGUCAGAGAAACUUGUUCGGCUGCUCUUCGAAAUGGCUCGAUUUUAUGCCCCCACCACUAUAUUCAUUGAUGAAAUCGACUCUAUCUGCGGGAGACGCGGCACAUCAGAUGAACACGAGGCAAGUCGCAGAGUGAAGUCUGAGCUUUUGGUGCAGAUGGAUGGUGUAGGAGGUGCGACAGAAAAUGAUGACCCCUCUAAAAUGGUGAUGGUUCUGGCUGCAACAAACUUUCCAUGGGACAUAGACGAAGCCCUGAGGAGGAGGCUGGAAAAGAGGAUCUAUAUUCCUCUGCCCACUGUAAAAGGGCGAGCGGAUCUGCUCAGGAUUAGCCUGAGGGAGGUGGACGUGUAUCCUGAUGUUGACUUGGACAUCAUUGCUGAGAAGAUGGAGGACUACUCUGGGGCUGACAUAACCAACAUUUGCAGAGAUGCAUCCAUGAUGGCAAUGCGUCGGAGGAUUCAAGGCUUGAGCCCGGAGGAGAUUCGAGCGCUGUCCAAAGACGAUCUGCAGAUGCCGGUCACUAUGGAGGACUUUGAAAUCGCACUCAAGAAGAUCUCUAAGUCUGUUUCUGCUGGCGACCUGAAAAAAUAUGAGGCCUGGAUGAGUGAAUUUGGCUCUGCUCCUGCCUUCAAGAAGCACAAGUUAGUUGAAACCUGUGCAGAGCUCCAGGAGAAGAUCUGCUCUCAGCAUGACAAACUGAUCGAGAUCUACUGUCGUACUAACGAAAGCUUCAUCUGUUACUCGUGCACAAUGGACAUGGAUGAACAUCAAGGCUACAAUGUGGUUUCAAAUAACGCAGAAAGAACUGAAAAACAGAAUGAGAUAAAGGAGGAGCAGAUGAAAUCCCAGCAGAGGAUCCAGGAGAAGCAGAAGAAAUUGAAGGAGCUGAAACAGACUGUGGACACUAUUAAGUUGCGUUCACAGGCAGCAGUAGAUGAGAGUGAGAAGAUCUUUACUGAACUGAUCAGCUCCAUGGAGAAAAAGCGCUCGGAGGUGAAGGAGUUGAUCAGAGCUCAGGAGAAAGCUGAACUGAGUCGAGCUGAACGACUCCUGAAGCAACUUGAGCAGGAGAUUGCUGAUCUUAAGAGGAGAGUCACUGAGCUGGAGCAGCUUUCACACACACACAUCCACUUCCUCCAGAGUUUCCCGUCUCUCUGUGUUUCUCCUGGAUCUGAGGACUCACCCAGCUUCACUGUCAGUCAACAUCUUUCAUUUAAUGGAGUGAGGAAACCUCUCUCAGAUCUGAAAAAACAAGCCAAGCAAAUCGAUGCAGAAAUUCAGAUGAUUUUACCCUCAGAACUGAAGAGCAGAGAAGAUUUUCUGCAAUAUUUCUGUUAUCUGACUUUGGAUCCCAACACAGCACAUCCUUACCUCAUUCUGUCUGAGGAGAACAGAGCGGUGACAUGCAGUGAGACAGAUCAGCCAUACUCUGAAUAUCCAGAGAGAUUUGACUUCUGGGAGCAGGUGUUGUGUAAGGAGAGUGUGUGUAGACGCCGAUACUGGGAGGUGGAGUGGAGCGGUGAGAGCUGGGUGUACAUAUCAGUCUCAUAUAAAGAGAUUAGCAGGAAAGGGCAGAGUAAUGAAUGUGGGUUUGGACGCAACAGUCAGUCCUGGAGUCUGCAGUGUUCUUCUUCCUCUGUCUCUUUCUGGCACAAUGACAUUAAGACAGUGCUCGAAGGUCCAGCGUCCUCCAGAAUAGGAGUGUAUGUGGAUCACAGUGCAGGAACUCUGUCCUUCUACAGCGUCUCUGACACGAUGAAGCUCCUCCACAGUGUCCACACCACAUUCACUCAGCCUCUAUACGCUGGAUUCUAUAUUUGGAGAUACGAUUCGACUGUGAGGUUAUGUGAUCCAAAAUGAAAUGUUUAAAAUGUAAAAGUGUUUAAUAGAAUUAUAACUGAGGUGUCAGAUUUCAUUUCUCCCCGAAUUAGAAUGGCAAUUCUGUGUGCACGAGCUGUAAUGCUAACUAUUAUUUUCUAAUGCAUCUAUUCUAUUCAUGUAUGUAAUGUAAUAAUUCACAGAAACAAUCUCUAAAUGCAGAAUGUUUCUAGAAAAGAAAAAAAACAA